AGAUCUCGUGAACGUUUUCCACCGGCGCUUGCGAGGAAACAGAAGCUUUCCGCGAACAGUCUUCGCUCAGGCUCUGAUCAACGAAGUUAGGAUGGUUAAUCAGAUCGCCUCCUUGUCCUAUUUAGUAGAAAGUACUGGUGUCAAAGACGGAACUGCAGAUUUCGAGAAGGCAAUCAAACUUUGCGGAUACGGAAAGUUUCACUAUGGUUUCCUGUUGCUGUGUGGAGUAAUGUUCCUUUGUGUUGGAUGUCAAAAUGGAAUAAAUGCAUACAUUUUACCGUCCGCCGAAUGUGAUCUCAAAUUAACAUCCGAACAAAAAGGACUUUUAAAUGUCUUCUUUUUAUUAGGUGGAGUUGUAAGCUCCCUAUUUUGGGGAGUAUUCGCUGAUGCCUAUGGCAGAAGAUACAUUCUCCUCCUAACUCUAUUCACUGAUAGCAUUUUAUCAAUUGGAGGCAGUCUUUCGCAGAGUUUCAAUGUACUGCUGAUAUUCAGGGCACUCAGUGGAUUCUUCAUUGGUGCUCCUGGUUCUCUAGUCUAUUCGUACCUCGGUGAAUUUCAUGCAGAGAAACAAAGAGUGAAAACAAUAUGUUACGUUGGUUUCUUUUGGACCCUAUCGUGGCUAAUAUUGCCUGGUUUGGCUUGGAUCAUCAUACCAUUACCACUUUCCUUUCAAUUCAACGGAAUAGUAUAUAAUUCUUGGCGUCUCUUCUUGGCCGUAAUUGGAAUACCAACCAUGUUAAUUACUCUAAUAGCUACCAGGUAUCCUGAAAGCCCGAAAUUUUUGGUCUCUCAAGGCAGAACGGAGGAGGCGUUAGCUAUUUUGCGAAAAAUCUAUGCGAUUAAUACUGGACACCACGAAGACGAAUAUCCCGUAAAAAUGCUGUUGCCUGACGAUACGAUGAGUAUUACCGGUAAUAAAUCAUCCUAUUCUAACAAAGACAGUGUACUGACGGAAUUGUUAAGGAACGUUUGGCAACAAAUGCGAUGCCUUGCAUCACCGCCACUUUUGAAAUAUGCACUCCUAUGUUGGGCCAUAUACUUUGCAAAUAUGUUUGGGUACUACGGUUUCGGUUUAUGGUUACCAGAACUGUUCAAUCGCUUCGAAAACUACCAUAACUUGCAUCCAAAUCGUACAGUGAGCGUAUGCAAAUUGGUGCGCGAAACAAAUCUCGAACUUGCCGUAGCGGCUCCGAAAAAUAUUUUAGUCGAUUCAGUAGGCAUUGUGAACGAGUGUUCUCCAAACAUGGAUGAAAUGGUCUUCAUUAAUUCAUUAACGAUCAAUGCCUUUUGCCUGCUUGGAAACAUUGUGUCCGGUUAUUUAGCGAAUCGCGUUGGCAGAAGAACAAUACCAGUAACGACCAUGUUAUUGGCUGGCGUCUUCGGUUUCAUGAUCUAUUUUGUCACGUCUUCCGUGCAAAUUCUCAUGGUGAGCUGCAUGUUCUCGUUGAUGAUAGUCACGGCAAAUUUCGUCAUCAGCAGCAUCGUGGUCGACAUAUUCCCGACACACGUAGGCGCCGUAACCAUUUGUAUGAUGACCUGUUUCGGCAGAAUCGGUGCAAUCGCCAGUAAUCUAGCUUUUGGAAUGUUGUUGGAUAUCAGCUGUGAAGUGCCGAUCUUCUUGGUCGGCAGUAUAGUAAUACUUGGUGGAUUGCUGGCCUUCGUUCUUCCAAAGAAAAAGAGCUGAACGUGUCCUCCAGUAUAAAAACGAAAGAGAACAAGAAUAAAAUACACUACGCUUAUUGCAACGUUCAACGACCGAUCAUUCCACGAUAUUUUUUAAACAUCACAAACGUCGUUCGUUUUAUAAAUCCUUCGUACAACGUUGUUAAAUGUAACAAACAAAAGGCAGCUUUUAUUAUUCUCUCUAUUCUGAUGAUCUUGAUAAAUUAAGCGCUGUAUACAAAGAGGGCGUACAUGGUAGGGACCAAAAUUAAUAUAAUGUUAAUGCUAUUUAAAACUUUUUUAAAUCUUUCUUCCCUUCUUCGGAUUAUAGGGGUAGCAAGAACUCCCUAAAAGUAAAAACUGAACGUGCUUCAUGCAUGUUGUUGAUGUAAUUAUUGAAAAAUUUACGUGGAUAAUUUUCUAUUGAAAAUUAAAUUAAUUUGCACUUAUCAAUUCGGUAAAAUGGUACUUAAAUGGAAUAAUGAUCUUGGGGGUGAAUUCGGACAUCCGAAGAAGGAUUAAAUUUAUAAUGUUUUUAAAAUUGUAUAUACGAAAUCUUCUAUGAAAAUUAUUUUAUCGUGAAAAUUGAAUCAAUCAAAAAUGAAAAAAAUUAUAUUUUACAAAUAAAUACCUCGUGAAUAGAUCUCGUCCAUUUUCUACGAAGUUGAAUGAACAAAAUGUAAAUAGAAUAGCUUUGAAAUUUCAUAAAGAAUACUGUUUCACAAUUUUCAAAGUCUCCUUGUUAAAUGGAACUCUGUUAUUUAUAAAGCCAAAUCACAACAACUAAAUAUUUCAUAUUUUGUAAAUAUACAGAAUGAUCUACUAAAUCAUAUUAUAUAUAUUUAAUUAUCUAUUUAGUAAUGAAACGAGACUUUUCUGAUCUAAAGUAUUUAAAUUCUGUUCAAUGUUUUCUUGGUUCUUUUAUAUUGAACAGAAUUAUUUAAAAUUAUAAAUUACAAAAUGGAGAUAAUUUUUAGGUGUCAAAUAUUCAAUGGAAUAUCUAAUUUUCAUAAGGCUGCUUACAAUUUGUUAGCUGGCAUUUUCAGUAUGAGAUUUCACGUGUGCAUGUGUGAAUGCAUAUGUUUACGUAAAUUGUGUAUAUAUGUGUGUUGAAGUUAAAUGUAUAAAUGCGAACGAGUUGUGUUAGAAAGUAUGAAAAGGAUAAUAAAUUUUUUAAAUCAAUUAA
This is a messenger RNA of Osmia bicornis bicornis, 2848 nucleotides long. RefSeq names its product synaptic vesicle glycoprotein 2A-like. The coding region runs from base 92 to 1684 and encodes 530 amino acids. Lineage: Eukaryota; Metazoa; Arthropoda; Insecta; Hymenoptera; Megachilidae. Gene Ontology annotation, molecular function: transmembrane transporter activity. Gene Ontology annotation, cellular component: membrane. Gene Ontology annotation, biological process: transmembrane transport. The transcript has 10 exons. The record is from RefSeq and is a predicted model, not a curated record.